This is a messenger RNA of Priapulus caudatus, 735 nucleotides long. Its product is annotated as intersectin-1-like. The transcript has 6 exons. Lineage: Eukaryota; Metazoa; Priapulida; Priapulimorpha; Priapulimorphida; Priapulidae. Gene Ontology annotation, biological process: endosomal transport; clathrin-dependent synaptic vesicle endocytosis. Gene Ontology annotation, cellular component: intracellular vesicle; plasma membrane; cytoplasm. The record is from RefSeq and is a predicted model, not a curated record. The coding region runs from base 1 to 735 and encodes 244 amino acids. Gene Ontology annotation, molecular function: calcium ion binding; protein binding; molecular adaptor activity.
AUGCCGAAGAAAAUGAGGGACCUCGCCGACAUGAACAAGGACGGGAAGAUGGACUGGCGCGAGUUCUCGAUCGCGAUGCACCUCAUAAAGAGGAAGCUGCAGGGCUACGACAUUCCCUCCUCGCUGCCCGCGUCCCUGAAGCAAGACCCUGCCGUGGCCGUCGCCGCACCGCCGAUGUCAGGCUACGCCACCCUCCCCGCCGCCGGUGGCAUCGGUGGAAUGGCGGCAAUGUCUUCGAUGACGAUGCCUGGCCACAUGGGGGCGCCAGCAUCCGCCGCGUCCAUGACGAUGCCCGGCCACAUGGGGGCGCCAGCGUCAGCGUUCCCGGCGCACGGUUUCGGGGGAGGUUUUGGCGGCGGCGCGGCGUUUUCCGCUCCCGCUUCCGGAAUGGUCCCCCAGAUGGGGCUGCUGGCCGGGCCGGCGGCGUCCGGCUCGCCGUCGCGUUCUCGUUCGGCGUCGGGAGCCGAUUGGUCGAUCCCGCACGCGGCGAGGCUUCACUACAGCCAGCUGUUCGCCAAUCAGGACAAGCAGCGAUCGGGGUUCGUGCCGGGGGUGCAGGCGCGCGGGGUGCUCAUGCAGAGUGGACUCUCUCAACAGUUCCUCGCUCAGAUAUGCCACAUGCUAACCGGAAGCUUCUCUACUUGCGGCGGCUGCCCGAAGGUGGCGGCCAAACCCGAAACCCAGGCGCAGAUGAAAGGUCGCGAAAACGACCGCGGCGGCUCGGCGGCGGCGUGA